AUGACAUUUUCACAUUCGGAUACACGAAAACUUCUUUACCAAGAACUAGAAGAAUUGCGAAAACGAAGACUAGAUGCAAAAUUGAAAAGAAAAGAUUUCGGUUUCUUACCAGAUUUACACAAAAAAGUCGAAAAGCAAAAAAGUCUUUUUCGCCAAAGAACAAAAGAAAAAAUCUUCGACGACUUUUCCACCUCUGUCCAGCUUCUGGAAAAAUCACCAAAAUCUUCUUUCCCGGUCGAGUCUAUCAGGAAGCAAUUAGUGUACCUAGCUUGGUCUUUUGGAUCCAUUUGCUCGGGAGUCGAACAAGAAGAACCGAUUUUCCUACAGCAACGAUUUGAAAAACAUUUUCCGCACUCUUCAGAAGCUUCAUGGAGAUGGCUCUCUUUCCUCAACCGCGAUCAAGGUUUCUCGAGAAACAUCACAGAAAAAGACCACCAACUGCUUCUUGAAAGAUUUACCAAAAAACAAAUCAAAGGUCUGCAAAUGGACUCUCGAGAUCAAGGCCUUAUCCUUCGACAAAUGAAGCAAAGUAGAGCUGAAAGAAUGAGAGCGCUUGAGAAAAUGACGCAUCAACUGCAUAGAAAAUUUCAUAAAGAUCGUCAAUUUCAGAUGAUGAGGAUGACCGCUAGAAGAGUGACUAAAACAAAAGGCCAAGAAAUAAACCCACUGGAGACCUGGUUCUCAAAGUUCCUAAAGCGAUUCUCUAAUGAAGAAAAAGAAGAAAUUUUCAAACAAGAACUGAAGGUACUUAAAGCCAUCAAGCCGCCAUAUUUGGAUGAAAAACUUACUGACAGCUUCAUGCGAUUUUGUCACAGAGUUGACAGGUAUCUUCUUCAGGAUCCUGACAUGAUCGGAGCGCUCUAUUAUUUGAGCUCUAUUUUGAAGGUGAAAGGAGAUUUUAUCAAAUUUGUGCAAAUAACCAAUCAAUAA
Messenger RNA from Oikopleura dioica, 930 nucleotides. Lineage: Eukaryota; Metazoa; Chordata; Appendicularia; Copelata; Oikopleuridae. The record is from the annotation of a GenBank genome assembly.